AUUAUAUUAAUUUUAUAAAUAUGCCUGCCAAACAUCUUUUGAAGAAGAAAGCCAAGAAGACUAAGACUUACAAAUAUGUUAUCGACUGCCAGGUAACUGUUGAGGAUAACAUCAUCUCCCUCGACUCCUUUGUGAAGUAUCUUAGUGAGAACAUUAAGAACGAAGGAAAGAAGAACAACUUUGGUGACAAGAUCUCUGUGUCUAAGGAGGGAUAUAAUGCCGUUGUUCUUGUGAAAGGAGAGUUCCCAAAGAGAUACCUUAAGUAUCUCUCUAAGAAAUACCUGAAGAAACAAGGUAUUAGAGACUACAUUAGAGUAUUAGCCUCUGGUAAGCUCGCUUACCAAUUGAGAUACUUUAAAGUCAAUGCUGGUGAUGAUGAGGAAGACGAAUAAUCGUUGUCUUUUUAAAAGAUUAAUCUUA
This is a messenger RNA of Moneuplotes crassus, 420 nucleotides long. NCBI's taxonomy places the organism in Eukaryota, Ciliophora, Spirotrichea, Euplotida, Euplotidae. The record is from the annotation of a GenBank genome assembly.